This is a messenger RNA of Mollisia scopiformis, 680 nucleotides long. RefSeq names its product nucleic acid-binding protein. NCBI's taxonomy places the organism in Eukaryota, Fungi, Ascomycota, Leotiomycetes, Helotiales, Mollisiaceae. Gene Ontology annotation, molecular function: structural constituent of ribosome. The record is from RefSeq and is a predicted model, not a curated record. The transcript is spliced from 2 exons. The coding region runs from base 71 to 478 and encodes 135 amino acids. Gene Ontology annotation, cellular component: ribosome; mitochondrion. Gene Ontology annotation, biological process: translation.
CAUCACCAGUAAUUCUCCAGCCCAGCUCCAGUCUCCCAAUCCCUCCCAUCCAUUACCACACCUCGCAGAGAUGUCAACCCAAAAACUAGCAGCCUCCGCCUCCCGGCAAAUAAACGCCGUCGUCGUCUCCGCGGGCCUCAUGUCCAAAACCGUCAAAGUACGAAUCGGCCAACAAAAAUGGAACGCCCACAUCAGAAAACAUUUCAACCGGUCCUCUCACCUGCUAGUCCACGACCCAGCCUCCUCGUUACGAAUCGGCGACAUCAUCAGUAUUUCGCCAGGGUGGAGAGCCAGCAAGAAUGUGCACCAUGUGGUGAAUUCGAUAUUGGCGCCGUUUGGGGAGCCGAUUGAGGCGCGGCCGAAGGUGCCGAGUGAGGAGGAGAGGUUGGCGAUGAGGGAGGAGAAGAGGGCGAGGAAGGAUGAGAGGAGGAUGGUUGCUAGAAUGGGUGAGCCUGUUGAGAAGGAAGGUGAGGCGUGAGAGUGUGGUGAUUCCCACGGACGGGAAGCGUAUGAGUGUGAGGAACGAAAGAGUGGCGUUUGGUGGGAUUAUAUUGUAUAUCAUAUGUAUAUUUGUGCGAUGGGAAAGCAUUGCUGGGCGCAGGACAUCUGGAGAGUGUACUAUACCACAAAACACAAUUCUGCACUAAUCACCUCUAGACGAAAGACAAGGUGGACUUUUG